CUCCAUCGCGCCCCUGCUUUUCAUUCGUCUACCUCCGCUAGCAUGCAUAGUUCCUAACAUAUUGCGUUUAAAAACACGUAGCACUGAAACAGCGACGAAACGGGCAAAGGCAGUAGAAGCGUUCCGCAGAAUAUAUGUCAUUUAUCUGGUUUCUAAAGUAGUGGACAAAUUAGGAGUGGCUUGUUGGGCGUUUGAAAUCGGACACCGCUAGCGUUGAGGUCCCUAUUUCAAGCGGAGGGAUACCGUGUUGGGGCUGACAAUGUGGAAGGUUGUUAAGAUGUCUACUCGGAGGUUGAAAUGGUUUCAAUUGUAGCAACAAAAAGGGAGACUUAAGACUUGUAGAGUUCGGAUGCAAGUAGGAUAUAACAUUUUAAUGAAGUGGGCUGCUUAACCUACCAAGAAAAAAGAAAACAAAAAACAAGGAAAAAAGGAAGAUCUCGUCGGUCUCGAGCCACGGCUUUUAAAGCACUGGGGGGAAAAUCGCUUGAAGUUUUAUGGUUUUUUACACUUGAGUUUUUUUUUUACUGUUGGAUGCGAGAAUUCUGAAAAGCACUCGGAUGAUGUGUUAGUCUCCACUCCAGCAGGGAUCUGGAUCACAUUGUAUCCUUAGAGAUUUUUUUGUACUGGUGGUUAGUGGCUGAGACAUAAGUGUGGCAUGAACCAACAGCAGCAGCAGAGAAUGGCUGCAGUGGGAACAGACAAGGAACUGAGUGACCUCCUGGAUUUCAGUGCGUUCUCCUCCUUUGUUGAUGUAGACGGAGCCUCAUUGGGAAUGACUGUGCAUGCUCAAAGGAUUGCCUUGCCAAAAAUGUUUGCUCCUCCUGUCGCUAAUGGAAAAAACAGACCAACCACCCUCGCAAGCAGCCAGUUUGGAGGGUCAGGUUUGGAUGAACGGUCCGGGUCAGGAUCCUGGGGACCAGGAGAACAGAACAGCCCCGCUUUCCAUCAGGGCAGGGGUUAUGGAGAAGGCUCUCAUUACAACGAACACGAAGGACUCGCUUCCUCUCCCUUCCUCGGCUCAGGUUUAGUUGGUAAAACGUAUUCACCAUUUGGAAGAGAAGGUGGAAUGUCUGGAAUUAGCCAGGCUGGCUUCCUUUCCAGUGAGAUGGCAAUGCCCAACCCAGAUGCCCUGUCUCCCUCUGGCAUGAAGGCAGGCUCUCAGUACUACUCCUCGUACCCCAGCAACCCUCGCCGGCGGCCGGCUGACAACAACAUAGAUGGACAGCCUAAAAAGAUCCGAAAGGUUCCUCCCGGCCUGCCUUCUUCAGUUUAUGCUUCAACCUCUGGGGAAGAUUACAACCGGGAACCAGCCAGCUACCCCCCAGUGAAGGCUGGCCCUGGCUACCCCGGGUCCUUUUACAUGCAAGACCCGUGGAACUCCUCUGGAGAGAUUGGCCAGGCUGGAUACGCAGCCGUGCUGGGAAACCCCACUCACCUCUCCCAGCCAAGCGGCUUCACCAGCCUUCACCCGCAGGACAGGAUGCAGAAGCGUCACUCUCUCGCGUUGUCUCCUCAGAACUACCCUCUGCACGGCAGCGAGGUGAACGGCAGCCUGCCGCCCGGCUUCCACGCAGGGUCAGCUGGCUACGGAGUGUCCAAUCACACGCCUCCGCUCAACGGGGCGGAGCCCAUCAUGGCCAACAGAGGCACCACAGCAGGGAGCUCAGGGGAUGAAAUUGGAAAGGCUUUAGCUUCGAUCUAUCCUUCAGACCACAACAGCAGCAACAACUUCCCCUCCAACCCCUCCACACCAGUGGGGUCACCCCAGGGAAUACCAGCAGCUACAUCUCAGUGGUCCAGACCAACCGGCCCGGCUGCCUUAUCUCCUAACUAUGAAGGUGGAUUGCACGCCUUGGUAUCCUCUGUGAAAGGGAUGUUGCAUCUCAGUGGGAUUUUAACCAGUUUAAAUAAAAUGAAUGAUGAUGAUGAUGAUGACGAUGGUGAUGAUGAUGAUGAAAAUGAUGGUGGCUUUCAAAGACAAAACAAGAUGGAGGACCGCCUGGAGGAAGCCAUCCACGUGAUGCGGAGUCACGCAGUGGGUCAGGCCACGGCCCUCGCCAGCGGCCAUGGGGACAUGAACAGCCUGCUGACAGCAGCUGUCUCCGCACACAACGGGGGAGUCGGGGGCCUUGCCCAGGCCUUCUCGGGAGCGGGGCUGCCUCUGAGUAACCGGCACGCUUCCAUGGGUGGAAGUCACCACGAAGACUCGGGCGGAUUACCCAGCAACCCUGCGCUGCUCCAUGGCCACCAUGUCUCCCUGCCCCAGUCGGGGGCGCUCUCCGAUCUCAACAGACAGCAGGACUUCUCCAGCAUGACUGCUGGAAUCACACGCUCCACACACUCCUCCUCCAGCACAGACGUGAAGAGUGAGGGGAAGGAGGAUGAUGAGAACUCCAACGCAGACAAGUCUGAGGACGAGAAGAAGGACCAGAAAAGCUCUCGCAGCCGAACAAGAAAAGAGCCGUUUUCCUUCCAGACCUUCUCUGCCCUCUCAGACCAGGGAAAUGAGGAUCUAGAUGAGGAUGAGGAGGACCUUCCCGUAGAGGUUAAAGCCGAGCGAGAGAAAGAGCGGCGGGUGGCUAAUAACGCCCGUGAAAGGCUGCGGGUGCGAGACAUCAACGAGGCCUUUAAAGAGCUUGGGCGCAUGUGCCAGCUUCAUCUUAGCGCCGACAAACCUCAGACCAAACUACUAAUCCUGCACCAGGCUGUUAAUGUAAUACUCAACCUGGAGCAACAAGUGCGAGAGCGUAACCUGAACCCCAAGGCAGCCUGCCUGAAGCGACGCGAGGAGGAGAAGGUGUCAGGGGUGGGGGAUCCCCAGAUGCAGCUGUCAGGGGGGCACCCAGGCCUAGGGGACGGGCACAACCCUGUCAGCCAUAUGUAGCGCCAGAUCCGUGCUCUGGAAUUUAGCAGUGCUCUUGGAAGAUGUGGCCUUAUAUUCUUCUUCCAGCAUCACCCUCAUAUACUGCCAAAGCUGCCACAGCCGGUGGGGUCGAAAGCUGUACCUGACACAACCGUCGCAAAUGUGAAGAAUUCAUUUUGUUCAUGGUUUUACAUUUGCUUCCAUAAAUGAUGGAACAUUUCAACAGAUCCUGGUCACUAAGUGGAGAAUCUCAGCUGCUGCUUCUCCCCAACACAGCCAAGAGGAAAUGAGAAAAAAAACAAACAGGAAUUUGUGCCUAAUCUUCUUUAUAUCUUUUGUUUUUAUAAAAAAAACAUUUUCGUAAUGUUUGGAACAAACUUUUUUUUUAAUUGCUUAUUUGUAAGCAAUUACUGUUAAUUAUUUUUUGUAUAAAAAAAAAAAAGGUCUUUAGUCAUUUUGUGAUUAGCAUUCCCAGCAGAAAAAAGGAGCUGUCUUAUUUCUCAUUGGAAAAAACAGACUGGUUUGUCAUGUAAUGGUUAUUGGAACCAUUCAGGGCUUCAGUUGUGAAGUGGUCAGGGGCGAGUGAGUGUACAGGGGGAGGGGGGGUUACUUAAAAACAUGCAAUCUGUUUAGCCACACAGGAAGUAGGCCUCAAUAUGACAAAUGGGAGCCAUGAAAGGAGGAAGUAGCUGCAGUCCCCUCCCCCGUAGCAGCUGUUUGUAGCUGCUGUUUUAAUUCAGUGUUGAGAAGGGUAAUGGGCAACAAAGUGCCAGACCCCCCCUCCCCCCUCCCAUACACACACAUGCAUACCCACUGCCUCACUCACUCACCCUUACCAAACUCUAUAGAGGGCAGCACUGUUGUAUUCCCUGGGCAGAGCAUGAACGAUGGAUAAGUCUGAAGCACUCCCUAAGUGUAUUGGCUUCUCUGCUCGCUGCCAGCUUCUUUCUCACUGUUUCCAGCCAGCUCACAUUUACACAUUGGACAUGUCAAGCAGCUGUUCUGGUGGACAUUUUGCAUUUAAAAAGAUCCCCCCCCCCCCCCCCCCCCCCAGUAAGCCUGGAGCAAAUUAAUCCCUGUAUCUGUUUCUCUCUGUGUACUGUAUAGAGAGCAAGUCUCUAGAGCUUCACAAACCCUCUCCUUUCAUUAAUCUGUUGGGGUUUAUUUGUUCUUGUUUUUCAUUGUUAUUGUCUGUUGUUCUAGGGCAAGCAUGUACAUUAAAAAAAAAAAAUCCAAGUCAUACGUAAGUAGGGAUGUUAUUUUAUGUAAGAUGAGCAAAACUAUAUUUUUAUUAGACUAUACAUUGUAGAUUUUUUUAAGAAAAAAAAAAUGUAGUUGGGAGUAGAGUGUAGAGUUUGAAAAAAAAAAAUGUCUUUAAUGAGUUUGCUUCUCAUGACUGCCAUAUGUCGGCAGUAAUUUUUUUUUUUUUUUAAACAUAAAAUAAUUAAAAACCUGGUAUUGUGGACACCUGUAUUGGCUCUGUUUGAAAACACAGGGAAGAGUCCUAAUCUCUUGUGGGUGCACCGCCUGCUUAAAGGAAACUAAAUGGAAGAAGCUGGUGGUAGAAUAAUUUCUGUGACCAGAGGAGUGUUGUCCUGUCUGUUUUUGCCGCUGUCUGUUACAGCAGAGACUGUGGUGGGGGGGGUCGGGGCUCACUGUCGAAACAAGCAAGGGGCCGAGUCUUCCAGGUGCAGAGCUGGCAUAGGAAUGUGCAGGAGAGACACAGAGCAGAGCCAGCGCGAGCCACGGGGUGUCAGGAGAGAGCAGGGUGACGCUCGUCCGCCUGGGGUUAAAGGUUCGGAGCGCUUGUGGGCAUCCUUUCAAGAAGAGGAACUGCCUGUUUUGUUUGAGUUUUCGAUUUACCGAGGGGUGGGUGGGUUACUCCGCCACACUCAUUUAAAACUGGAUUUGACCUUUUUUUAGUUGAAGCAUUACCCUGAAACUAGUGUGCAGGGAUUCUCCGUGAUGCCCGUUUUAAACGCAGGUCCUCACCAGACCCCAGUAUUAUCCCCUUGUUAUAUUUUUUGUUUUUAAUCCCACUUAUAACCACAGCAUUGCAGUGAGGUGACCUUGCUGGCUACCUCUGUACCCAGAAACUGAACCAUCACACUGAACCAUGGCUGAGCUGAGAUUCAAAACCUGGGAUUCUCAUUGGCUUGAACCACUAGGCCUGUUGGUGCUACUUUUCUUUAAUAUUUGGUUAUUGUUGGUCAUCAGCUGAUUUGUAUUUAUCUAUUAACCUAGUGAAAUUUAUAACUAAUACUCGUCGCCCUUUGUUUGAUUCCAAACUACUGUGGUUCCAAUGCAGUGUUCUUGCUAUUCAUGUUAUGGUUUCAUCCUGACACCCCUGGUUUCUGUUGGCUGUGGGGAAUUUAUUUUAUUUGGGGGGGGGGGGGGGGGGGUAUAUAAUUUAUCAGACUGCUGACUGAAUAGAACAAAAGUGCGUGCUUAUCUUUAGUUACCUGACACAGCUACCAGCAGAGCCCCUUGGUGGGUGGCAGCAUUGUGUACUUUCAGUAAACCACAGGGGGGCGCUGUUCACACCAUUAUUAGUUUACUGUUGACUGCAGAAGUGGAGCAGUGAGUUUUAUUUAGACGUGAUCAUUAAAGAAAAGCAAUAGUGUGGCCUUUUCAUUCUCGCACUUCUGAUGCCAUUUGAGAGAAUGAUACCUAAUCAGUGCCUGACAUUUGUUUUUAAACUUUAAAAAGUAAAAUAAAAAAAAUAGUGUAGUACAUUUAUUGCAGAGAUGUGCAGUAUACCCUAUAAAUGGUUUUAAAUAUGUGGGUAAAGAAGAAAAAUUAGGCUUAUUUUUCAAACUGAUCCAUUUUUUAUAUAACAAUUUUUUGAUAAAGAGGAAAUAAAAAUGUUAUUUGUUUUGUAGAUUUUGUGUCUGGACUCAAACUUUGAUCUUGCUACAUGAUAGAUAGUGAUGUGGAAAACCUUUGAGUUCUUGUUUUUAAUCGUCUGUUUAGCAGUUCUGAUUAGUGUUGCCAGCUAAGCUGUUCAGCUGGCUCACACACUUGUACUUCGCUUAAAGGGAGAGGCAUCUGCUUUUCUAUGUAGAAGGGCUGAGGUCUCUGUCGUCUGAACAAGGAUCUGAGGCUCCCAAACAGUAUUUGUUGUAACCAGUACAUUUGUUUACAAUCUACAUCUGACGUAGGGGAGCAGAGAAGGUGAAUCUUAAUGGCACUAUCCAAGUUGUUUUGUUUUCUUUGUUCCAUGUUUGCCCACUGCGCUUCCCCACUGGGCUGUCCCCGGCUCUCGAGUGAUGUAGUGGGUUUGAGCAGAUGACCUGCCCAGGCCUCCUGGGGCAGUGAAAGCAGGUGUCUCUGUCCUUCAAAGGGGGGAACACAACAAGUGAAAGGUUGUGUUUCAGAGUGCCUCCAGUCAGAACUUCUCCUUUUUAUAAAGUAGCUAUUGAGAACUGUCAUGUAUAUAACAGUAAUGUAGCAAUAAAUGUGCCAUUUUUAAUAACAAAUAUACUUUUUUUUUUUUUCAAUGUCUGUCUUUUGAAUCUUGUAUACUUCAAAAAGAAAACAAAAAAAAAACAAAAAAAAACCCCAGAACAAGAAAAAACAGGAAAGGAAAAAAAAACAUUAAAGGUUUUACCUUAAACUGAUAA
Acipenser ruthenus (sterlet) is the source of this 6486-nucleotide messenger RNA. Its product is annotated as transcription factor E2-alpha. The transcript has 24 exons. The record is from RefSeq and is a predicted model, not a curated record. Gene Ontology annotation, biological process: regulation of transcription by RNA polymerase II. The coding region runs from base 656 to 2884 and encodes 742 amino acids. Gene Ontology annotation, cellular component: transcription regulator complex. Gene Ontology annotation, molecular function: RNA polymerase II cis-regulatory region sequence-specific DNA binding; DNA-binding transcription factor activity, RNA polymerase II-specific; protein dimerization activity. Lineage: Eukaryota; Metazoa; Chordata; Actinopteri; Acipenseriformes; Acipenseridae.